Linum trigynum is the source of this 1002-nucleotide messenger RNA. The record is from the annotation of a GenBank genome assembly. NCBI's taxonomy places the organism in Eukaryota, Viridiplantae, Streptophyta, Magnoliopsida, Malpighiales, Linaceae.
AAGACAUUUAUGGCCUACUUUUAAAAUUAUUUGACAGAUUUGGCCUCAGAAACGAUUUUGCUGUUAUAAUUGACGGUCAACCAUUUUUUCCGUUAGUGACUCAACAUUCACUGCUGACUAGACUCGUCCACCUCAUUUGAAAAUUAAAACAUAAAAAUAAAAUAAAUUAAACUUUGAAAAAAGCCCCCAUUCAUUUGCCGCAAACGACCCUCCAUCUUCCUCCGAUAUUUCCCCUUCCAUCGCAAGUCCGCCACCGCAACAAUCCGCCCUUUACUUCUUCCCCAUCGCACUUGUUUCACCCUCGUCCACCAAUCCAUCUUUCUCCAUUGAGGGAGACGCCGUACUUUUCGAUUUUGAUCGGUGGUGGCUGCUUUAAGGGGGAUAAAAAAAAGUUCCUAAAAUUCCAAUCUCAAGCAAAAAGGGAUUGUGGCGGCAGGAGUCAAGAUGGUGGUGGUUGGUGACGACGACUACGACGCCACGAUGCUACCCAAUCGAGAUUUAUUUCUCUCUCCUCACCCUCCGUCAUCGUCUCAUCGUAAACCCAUCCUCUGCUUCUUUCUUCCUCGCCACCACCUCCCCGUCGGCGGUUGGGAUCUCUGGUCAGCAUCGGAAGGGAAGGACCAGGAAGCAACUAGAGGCGUCGCUCUAGGCCAAAACAUCGGAGAUGGCGUCGGGGACGGGUUCCAAAUCUCCGGACUCCAAUUGGAUUUUGCGAUUUUGCGUUGGAUUUUUCAGAUCUGCCAUCUUCGAACCAGAAAACAGAGCAUUUACUAGAGUGGUAGCCGAUUGACGUGCUAUGUGAAAUGUCUUUGAUGGUGUUUGGGUGAGCGGCCGAGCGGUGGCCAUUUUCAGAGGAAGAAGAAGAAAAAGAAAAUUGGAGAGAGACCGGCGGGUGGGGAUUUUGUUGGGGGUCUGCAAUCUUUACUCUAGUCUGUAGAAACGUAGAGAAAGGGAUGAGAUAUGAGUUAGGCUUUUUUUAUGGAAUAAAAGGAGGAAAGAGAA